Messenger RNA from Talaromyces proteolyticus, 508 nucleotides. RefSeq lists its product as uncharacterized. Bases 118 to 450 code for a protein of 110 amino acids. The record is from RefSeq and is a predicted model, not a curated record. The transcript has a single exon. Lineage: Eukaryota; Fungi; Ascomycota; Eurotiomycetes; Eurotiales; Trichocomaceae.
UUUGAGAAGAAAGAACUCAUCAGCAGAAUUGGCGAAAGAACGCGGACAGCUAUUAAACACGCUUGUUCGAAGCUCGCCAGUGCAUUUUUGGAAUCAUGGGGAUCCUGCCUGAUUGGCAUGGAGCAAGAUCAGGAGAUGCGGCAAAGUCUUUUUCAAUUAUUCCAUGAAGCCGGUCAACUUUCGUACUAUCUUGGCACACAAAGAUUUGAUGUACGUGUUGCAAGGCUGGACAACCUGCGUGUUAAGGAAUUUCACCAUCAAAAUCAAUUUAUGGAAGCGCAUUCCUCGCAUCAAAUUCAACUGGAUCAAGACGAAGCAGCUCUGGAUGGACAGGAGAUAUAUCUAAUGCUACAUCCUGCUAUUAUCGCCUUUGGUACUGCCGAUGGGUCCGAUUACCACAAGUACACUAUUUGGAAAAAGGCAGUUUUGUGGAUGGGUUAUUCAAAUUAGGCGGGAGUUCCGCGCAGUGGGCAAGGAAACAUGAAGAUAGGUAUGAAAGAAUCUCCCG